Molecule: messenger RNA, 7777 nt
Organism: Cuculus canorus (common cuckoo)
Lineage: Eukaryota; Metazoa; Chordata; Aves; Cuculiformes; Cuculidae
Gene: MICAL1
Product: microtubule associated monooxygenase, calponin and LIM domain containing 1
Exons: 26
Coding region: 3050-6415 (1121 amino acids)
Molecular function (GO): FAD binding; protein binding
Source: RefSeq, a predicted model, not a curated record
GCCCCCUCCCCCCUUUCCCACUGGGAUGCAGGACAGCAUCCCUCUGGUCCAGCCGAGAGCAUCGCUCCGAGACCCGCCCUACGCAAGCUGGAUAUGGGGGUGCCAAAGCGGGAGGGGUGAUUCUGGGAGGCUGGAGCGCUCAGUCCCACCGUGUCCUGCGAGUCCCCACGAUGCCGAGCGGGAAUGCUUUGUCUUUGGCUGCUCCCUCUCCAGAGCCUGUCCCGUGUUCCCCCUUCUCCCUGGCUGCUUUUCCUCUCCAGCCCCUGGGCUCUGCUUCCCCCAGGACAGAAGGAAAAGAGAACACACCCCCACACCCUUCCUCUCCCUUCCCAGUGCCACCAGUGCUCCCAGUGCUGAGUGGGAAGAGCUUUGCACAGCUUUCUUCACCCAUUCUGGCCCCUCCGCCUUGUGCAGGGGGAGGGAUGCUCCAUGGGCCCCCCGGGAUCCAGCCCAAACUUGGGGCUUCGGUCUCUGCUCCAUCCCAGGGCUGAGGAACCACAUGCCCAGCUUGGGGUGGAUGAACCCCCCAACACACUUAGGUAACCGAACCCGGGGUUCACUUCUGUACCCCAAAAACCACACCUCCUGCCAGUUCCACUGGCCCAGCUCAGCCUGGAGAUAAAGGAGAAGCAGGAGGAGGAUGCAGGAUGUGCAGCCUGGCUCUGCGUAGACUUUCCCAUCAUGGGCUGCGAGAGGCAGCUCCCCCCGUGGGGCUGGUGCUGGGCAGGGGAGCAAAGCUCCAGCCAGAAGAAGGGGGGCAGGUUUGCUUCCCCCCAAGGUGUUGUCUCUACCCAGCGCUCCCCGGGAUGUGGUUUGUGGAUCCCCCGUGAAGGGCAACACCAAAAUACCCCGGAGAAGCACCCACUUCUGCUCCCAGCAGCUGGGACCUGCACCUCUGAGGGGAUUUUGGGAUGUGUUUUCCAGGGAGGGGUUCUGCAACCUUGAAAGGGAACCCCAUCCACCACGACACCGCAUCCCUGCAGCUGCCGCCUUCUGUCCUCGCCCUUCUCCGCACCGCUCCGUGCUGGGGGCUCCCUAAGGGUUGUGCCGUGCACCCGCAUCCCCCGCUCAAACCUUAGGAGCAGACAGGGAAUUUUUUCCCUCCCUCUAAGGAUUAAAACCCAGCCAAAUUAGGGCAAGUUUCCAUCCGGUCGGCCAAGGCGUUCCAUGUCCAGGAACUUUAUCCUGAGCACAGUAACACUGGGAAGAGCAGUGCCUGAAAGUAGGAUUUUUGGCCAAGCUGUUGGAUGGCCACAAGAAGUUCUCCAUCCUGCCCACCAGCCUUCGGGCCAUCCCUAAAGUUGCUGGAAGGACUUUCCUGGGUUCCAACCCAGCUCUACAUCCUGUCCUGGGGGGGUGUUCCCAAGUUGAAUCCCAAACCCAGAGCAGCCUGCUCCAUGCUAGGAGCCGGCGCAGCGGUGAGACAAAAGCCUCAGCUGGAAGGGGAUCUGCUGUUGCUGGAAAUCUUCCUGGCUUUCAUUAGCUCCUUAUGGAGCUGUGUCCUUUCCCACCCUGUUGCCACGUGCCUGGGAGACACGUGAGCUCACCAACACCCCCAGAGCUGCUUCUCUCCGUGCAAGGGAGACCCUGACCUGCGAGGUGGGAUGGGGGAUGCUCCAGCGAUGCUCCACGUGCGCCGAUCUCAGGUGAUGCCCUCGUAGGCUGCACGUCUGCAGCCACCCGGACCAGAGCCAUCACGAGCUGAGUCAGGACUGGCUGCAACCCCUCCACCUCCUCCCUCCGCCUCAGAGGAGCAGUUUUAAAGGAAAAUACGUUCAUGGGGAGAGCGGAGCCACAGGCAGCCUGGCUCAGUGCCAUGCCCUCCUUUGCUGGCAGGGGCUUUCGUGGGCUAAAAGCUGUUUAUUUGCAUCAAACUUGCAGGAACUACGUACCCUUGGGGGUUUCUGCCUCUGUUUGCAAUUUUCGAGGGGGUGCCAGUGUGCCAAAGGGGACGUGGCGUGCCUGCACGAGCAUCGUUUCCGUAGGAAACUUGGUGUAACACAAGGCUUGUUGUUCUGCCUCCUCCGAGCCUCCUUGCCAAAGCAUCAGGGCUGGAAAGCUUUCCUGGGCAGCGUGCUCGCCUCGGCGUUGUGUCGGGUGCAAACGGAGGCCUUGAGAUGUAUUUCUUUUUGGGGCCAGGGGCUGGUGAUGCUGGAGUGGGUGCUCCCAGCUCCCCAUCACCCUGAGGCUGCUGCGUGGUGGCCUCAGCAGGUGCUGGGGCAGUAACGUGAGCUCAACUCAUCGUGUUUGGGCAGCACAGGGCACUAGAGCCCAGCCAGCACGGCUUCCCCGGAUAGCUUCCCACAAGAGAACAGGCGCCGAGGGGGAUAGAAUGCCUGAGGUCUCCACUGAGAUUUGCAGCGCUGCCUCAGUUUCCCCAGGCUCCUCAUUCCGUCCCACUGGCAGGGUCACAGCAAUCCCUGGGUCUCCGUUGGUUGUUUCCCCGUGCUGACCGAUAUGUGGCUGGCUGCUCCUGCUCCAACCUAGCUGGAUGCUUUAUCCUUGCCUCUGCCCGGAAAGGAAGAAGUUAAAACACCGGGAUUUCCUGGUGCUGCGGAGGGAAGGUGACCCAUGGAAGUGCUUUGCAUCCUCCUCAGCUCCAGCUGCCCUUGCAAAGCACGUUGCUUGUGUUGGAAGCCGCUGGAGCGAAACCAUACUUGGAAUCCAGCUAGAAUUUAGGCUUUCUCAUCCAAAUUUAAGCCCAGGUUUAAGCACCUCCUUUUCCCCACGCCGCUGAGGGCACCUUGGCUCGGAUGCAGCAUCCUUCCCCCUCCAGCAUCCCGCCACGUGCCUGCUGGUAACAGCAAGCAGCGAGAGGUCAAAGAGCAAUGGUUCAAAGCUGCUGCAGGUACACGGCCGUAUGGAGGAAGCCUUUUGCUGCCAUCGCAGCCCUCCCCGUCCCCUCCCGUGACGUCACGGCAGCAGGGUGACACCGUGGCUCGCUGGGUGCAGCACCCGGGGGAGGCUCCGCCAGCUGCCGCCGGAAAAGGCUCUGAUUUCGAUAGCGUCGUCACCCAACCUCACCGCCAAGGCUGCCGGGUGACGCGGGAUGAGUUUGCCAGCUGACGAGCCGGGCAACCCGGCGCAUGCCAUCUUCGAGAGGUUUCUGCGUGCCGGAGAGUGCCGAGAGGUGCUGAGCUGCUUUGGGGAGCUGUGCCAGCAGCUGGGGCUGCGCGGCGCUGGGCUGCAGCUCUACCACAGCCUCAAGGCUGCCCUCAACUACUGGAAUGCCAAAGCUCUGUGGAGCAAGCUGGAUAAGAAAGCUGGGCACAAGGACUAUGACCAAGGCACAGCCUGCGCCAGCACCAAGUGCCUGGUGGUGGGAGCGGGUCCCUGUGGGCUGCGGACGGCCAUCGAGCUGGCGCUGCUGGGCGCCCGCGUGGUGCUGCUGGAGAAGCGGGAUUCCUUCUCUCGCAACAACGUCCUGCACCUCUGGCCCUUCACCAUCCACGACUUGAGGGCGUUGGGCGCUAAGAAGUUUUACGGACGCUUCUGCACCGGCACGCUGGACCACAUCAGUAUCCGGCAGCUCCAGCUGAUCCUGCUGAAGGUGGCUUUGCUCCUGGGGGUGGAGGUGCACAUCAACGUGCAGUUCAAGGGUCUGGUCCCACCUGCAGGCAAAGCAGGUGGACAGGGCGGCUGGCGAGCUGUGCUGCAGCCCGGCUCCUCUCCUCUCAGCCACUAUGAGUUUGACGUCCUCAUCUCGGCUGGCGGUGGCAAAUUUGUCCCUGAAGGGUUCAAACGGAAGGAGACGCGGGGGAAGCUGGCCAUCGGCAUCACCACCAACUUCAUCAACCGCCACAGCCGGGCUGAGGUGGAGGUGGCCGAGAUCAGCGGCGUGGCCCGAAUCUACAACCAGAAGUUCUUCCAAAACCUCUACAACAAAACGGGCAUCGACCUGGAAAACAUCGUCUACUACAAGGAUGACACUCACUAUUUCGUCAUGACGGCCAAGAAGCAGAGCCUGCUCAAGAAAGGAGUCAUCCUGGAGGACAAAGCGGACAUCGAGAGCCUCUUGUCCUCAGAGAACGUGAACCGAGCUGCCCUCCUCAGCUACGCCAAAGAAGCUGCCAACUUCUCCACCAACUACCGCCUCCCCGAGCUGGAGUUUGCCCUCAACCACCGGGACCUGCCGGAUGUUGACAUGUUCGACUUCACCUGCAUGACACGCUCGGAGAACGCGGCGCUGGUGCGGGAGCACAACGGGGUCCGUCUGCUCCUCGGGCUGGUGGGCGACUGCUUGGUGGAGCCCUUCUGGCCUCUGGGCACCGGAGUGGCCAGGGGCUUCCUCGCCGCCUUUGAUGCAGCGUGGAUGGUGCGGCGGUGGGCGGCUGGGACGCCGCCCCUGGAGGUGCUGGCUGAGAGGGAGAGCAUCUACCAGCAUCUCUCCCAAACCUCCCCGGACAACACCAACAAGAAUAUCAGCCAGUACAGCAUCGACCCGGCCACGCGCUACCCCAACAUCAACCUGCAGGCCAUCAAAGCCAGCCAGGUCCGAGACCUCUACCUUGUGGGCAUGGUGGAGAUGGACCACAAGAGGAAGAGCGACAACCGGCUCAGCACCGCGGUCUCUGGAGAUGCCUAUGAAGAGCUGCUGAGCUGGUGCCAGGCCAGCACGGCCGGGUACCGCGGCGUGGCGGUGACUGACUUCACCACCUCCUGGACCAACGGUUUGGCCCUCUGCGCCCUCGUCCACCGCUUCCGCCCCGACCUGGUGGAUUUUGGCACCGUGGACCUCCAGGAUCCCAUCCAGACCCACCAGAUGAUGCUGGAUAUGGCGGAGCAGGAGCUGGGCAUCCAACCGGUGCUCUCCAGUGCCGAGAUGGCCACCAUGGCAGAGCCUGACCGCCUGGGGCUCAUCACCUACCUCAGCCAGUUUUAUGAAGCUUUCAAGACUUCUCCAGAGGCAAAGGAGGUCAACAAGAAGCCGCUGUCUCCCCGAAGCACACGAGGAGCCAUCCUCUUCCUCAGCAAGCUACAGAAGAGCCGGAACCUGACACACAAGCGUGCGCAGGACAGUGCCCAGAAGGAUGCUGAGGCCAAGAGGAGCCGCAGGGAUGCAGAGGUGGAACAGGGGCUGGAUGGAGACACUCUGGACAAUGCCCACGAGCCGCCACAAACCACUGUGAUGGACCCAGGGCAGCCACUGGCCCGCGGGGAGAGCAGCGACGCCUGCUACUUCUGCAGCCGCCGUGUCUACAUCUUGGAGAGAGCCAGCGCCGAAGGACGCUUCUUCCACCGCGGCUGCUUUCAGUGCUGGCGGUGUGGGGCCACCCUGCGCCUGGGUGACUACGCCUUUGACGAGGAGGACGGUCAUUUUUACUGCUCGCUUCACUACCCCAGUCCUCCUGGCAUGGACCUACCUCAGGAUGAGCCCCCGGCACUGCCCCAUGGGGAGAUCGUUGCUACCUGCUCGCCCUCAUAUGCUGGGAGCCCACUUGUGUCCCCCAAGGAGAGGCCACCCAGUCCCCUGCAGCCCCCACCAGUAGCCCCAGAGCCAGAGGAAGAACCUGGUGCAGCUGAGGAUGCUGCAAGUGCUGGUGACAUGGAGGAGAAGGAGCUGCCAGCACAGUCCAAGGGGGAUGCGAGGGAGGAGGAAAGUCUGGGACCACAGCCCCAAGGGGUGGCAGAGGAAGGAGAGGAGAGCAGAGGCAGGAGGAAGAUUGUCCUCACGCCGCUGGAGAAGCUCAAACUGUCCACGUUGAACCUCACCAGUGAAGCAGAGUCCGAGCCACCGCCAAAGCCGGCUCGUCUGCGGCUCCAAGCAGCGCCCGAGGUCCUCCCUGCCCUGCUGCAAAGACAGGAUGUCUGGGAGGAGGAGGAAGAGGAGGAAAUGGCCGUGGAAGCUUUGGAGGGGAGUGACAGUGAGGAAGAGGAGGAAGAGGAAGACGCAGACCUUGGCAUCAUGGCAGAGUCGUUCCUGGACCUCGGAGAAGAGGAGAAAUACCCAACCUGGAAGCGCACACUGACCCGCCGGGCCAGGGAAGCUCAGAUGAAGCGGUUCUGCAAAGCCCAGGCCAUCCAGAGGCGUCUGGAGGAGAUCGAGGUGACCUUCCGGGAGCUGGAGCAGCAGGGCAUCAAGCUGGAGAAGUCACUCCGGGAUGAGGAGGGUACGCCGGCCAACCAGAAGACACAAUGGAUGAACCAGCUGCUCUACCUGGUCCAGAAGAAGAACAGCCUGAUGUCCGAGGAGUCGGACCUCAUGAUCACGGUGCAGGAACUGAAGCUGGAGGAAGAGCAGUGGCAGCUUGACCAGAAGCUCCGAUGCUACAUGAACAAGGAGGAAUCCCUGAAGACACCUGAGGAUCGUGCAGCCGAGCAGGAGAUCCUGGUGCAACUGCUGGAGGUGGUGAACAAGCGCAACGUCCUCAUCCACAUCCAGGAGGAGAAGCGGCUCAGCGAGCUGCAGGCUUGAUCCACGUGGCCCCAGGACCCACCAGUUCCUCCCCAGGGUGGGGGACAAGUGUUCCCCCCACCACCACCGAGCAUCACUCUGAGCUGCCUCUGAAGGUGGUGAUGCCUGAGCUGCGCGUGGGCCAUGGUGAAUGCAGCUCCCUGCUUGCCAAAGCCUGCCGUGGAGGGGCCGGACCCACUGGUGGAAACCUGCGUGGGUAGACACGGAGGAGCACCCCAGCUUUGGGCUGCAGAGAGGGCAUCCCCGCGCUUGGCUGGAUUGCCUUUGCCUUGUGCUUGCUUGAAAAGAAGGGACUAAGAAAUAUGAGGGCUGCGGUGGGGUUUGUGGAAGGACGAAGCCCCACAGGGAAGUCUCACCCAGCGCAGGAGAUCCCACAGCUUGAGGGGAUGCUGCCUGGUGGCUUGGUUGGGGCAUCAAAAGCUUUUUAUCCAGCAGAGCCGCUCGUGCUCAAGCUGCAUCGCUGGCUGCCUCAGGACAGGCUCACAGUGAGAGAGGUGACGUAUCGGUCCCCAGCCAGAUCCAGGCACCGAAGGUGUGACUGCAGCCACCACACACAGGUCACAGUGGAGACGACAAAUGUGGAGGGGAAGCAUCGGAAGUAGCCCCUGGAAGCCACCCUAGGACAUCCUUCCCAGCUGGGGACAUCCAUCUUAACCCAGGAUGUCCAUCCUAGCUUGGGACAUUCAUCUCAGCUGGAGACAUCCAUCUUGACCUAGGAUGUCCAUCCCAGCCCAGGACAUCUAUCCCAGCUGGGGACAUUCCAUCUUAAUCCAGAACAUCCAGCCUAGCCUGGGACAUCCACCUAAGAUUGCAGCCUGGAACACACAUCCCACUGAGGACAUCCAUCCUAAACCAGGACCAUCCAUCCCAGACUGGGAUGUCCAUCUCUUCCAGGGCCAUCCAUCCCAGCAAGGACAUCUGGCCCUACAAGACGAGUCAGCCACAGACCAACUGGGCUGAUCUCACUGCUCUGCAUCGUUGCUCUUGGGUGUCAUAUCCAUGUGGUCCUCAGCCACAUCAGGAAACCAGGGUCAGAAACCUCCCUGCGAGGUCCCAGGGCUGGGAAAGGAGCAGCUCCAUGAGGGGGUUGUGUCACUGUGAGGACAAGGGACGCUGGUGCCUGUGUCCUCGUUGCCCCUUUGAGGUUUCUCCUGCUUGGCAAUGCCCAACUGGCCUUUGGACAGACCUCUCUAACCUUUCUGGGGUUCCUGGUUGUUGGGGGUGGCCUCUGCAGCCCCAGCCAUGGGUACGGGUGGGGGCUCCUCAAUCAGUUAGCGAUCCUGCCUCGCACUCAGCCCUCAUCCUGUCGCUCCCCAAACCCUCCCAUCCACUUUUUGUUUGUACCAACCAAACUCUCCUGCU